This is a messenger RNA of Thunnus maccoyii (southern bluefin tuna), 1917 nucleotides long. Its product is annotated as RNA-binding protein 4.1-like. Gene Ontology annotation, biological process: mRNA splicing, via spliceosome. Gene Ontology annotation, molecular function: mRNA binding. The record is from RefSeq and is a predicted model, not a curated record. Gene Ontology annotation, cellular component: nuclear speck. NCBI's taxonomy places the organism in Eukaryota, Metazoa, Chordata, Actinopteri, Scombriformes, Scombridae. The transcript has 4 exons. Bases 128 to 1156 code for a protein of 342 amino acids.
UCCACCAAUCAGAUUUCUAUUUGUGUGCUCAUUGGGCGGCAGGUUCUCACUGUAUCUUAUCCUACCGUCAGAGACUUCUGAGUGGCGCGGCGCGUCGAUCCCAAGUGAGAAGCACACUGGAGCAACCAUGGUGAAGAUUUUCAUCGGGAACCUGUCUCAGCAUGCUGAGAAGGAUGAAGUUGAAGCUCUGUUUGCAAAGUACGGCACAGUGACCGAAUGUGCAAAGUACAAAAACUACGCUUUUGUCCACAUGGAAGACCGCAAGGCCGCCACCAAAGCCAUCCGUGAGCUCCAUCUGUACAAGCUCAGUGGCAGGCCCAUCAAUGUGGAGCCCAGCAGGGGGAAGAACCAGGGCCCCGUCAAGCUGCACGUAGCCAAUGUAGAGAAAGGCUACAGUGACGAGCUGCGUGCACUGUUUGAGGAGUACGGCACCGUCUCCGAGUGCUCCAUUGUGAAGGACUUUGCUUUUGUGCACAUGGAUAACUCUGAUGAGGCCAUGGAUGCAAUGAAAGGCCUGGAUAACACAGAGUUUCAAGGGAAGCGCAUACAUGUUCAGAUAUCAAAAAGCAGAAGAGCGGUGCACAAGGAGGAUGAGUAUCCCCCUCCGCCAAACAGAGGAGGCUAUUAUCCUCCUCGCUACCCAGGGGAGAUGCCCGAGCCUCCCUACAGAGGUCGCAUGUCCGCUUACCCGCCUCCGCCUCCGCCGCCCCCUCCUCCUCCGAGACGACCAGCGUAUCCUGACCGUGGCUAUGGCGAGCGAGACGGCUAUGGGGUGGUCGAUUACUAUGAGAAAUACAGAGCCCGUCCUUACAGCAUCCCGGGCUACGAUGACAGGCGUUCCAGUGCCAUCCCCCCUCCUCCGCCUCCUCCUUCGGCGUUGGUUAGAGAACGUCUCGGGAUGGGGUCCCUCGAUCCAUACGAGCGACGGCCGCUCCCCCCUCCUCCUCCUACGUCCUACAUGGCCAGGGACCGAAGCCCCAUCAGACGAGCCCCGCUUCCACCUGCUCCGUCAGCUGGUAACGGCUACCCCUACGAGCGGUCCCGGCUCUCCCCGCUGUCCCGGUCUCAGAUGUAUGCGGCCCCCCGCCCCAGGGACUCGUUCUCGGAGAGAGUUCAGCCGCUGCCGCCACCGCCACCUCGCUAUGCAAGCUAUUAGGCACACAAGAGUAUAAUACAAGGUUUAGAAUAUGACAUGAUCGUCGUCGUCUGCUGAUGUACGUGGUGCUAUACAUCCCUCUCGUCUAUGGCGGAUUGCGUUGCGUUCGCCUGAGACUUACUGGAAGAUACUGUAUUGCGGAACAGCCCCGUACUUUAAAAACAUACGAUUCCAUGUCUACAGUUCACGUAUUCUCCUGAGCUGUUUAUGCCUUUCUUGUUCCUCUGCUUGUUUUACUGUUCAAAUCCUUAAAGUGUUUCACAGAAUAGGAUGCUGGCGUAGGUGCUUAGUCUAUUUCAGUGUGACACACAGCACUGAUCUUGGCCAAAAAAAACUAUACACUCUGCUUUUCAAUCUUUCUAAAUGGAAAUGGCCUCUGGAAGACUGUGACAGAAUUUCAUAACAAGGGAAGUCAAUUAAAUGAGAAUAUAUGUAGUCUUUGUAAGCAAAAUUAUUGUAGUUUGUUCAGUCUAAGGGUGUUGGUUGAUCACUAAAUGCUCAUCAAAAGAAGUUUAUAAAAUUCAGCGUAUAAGUGCUUUAAUAUCUUGGUGUGGCAGGUUGUACAUUAAGCUCUUAAGUUUUCCGACGCAUGUAAAGCAUGACAAAUCAAAAGUUCCAGGUUGGUUUUGUUCUUUUUACAUUUGUGUUAACUUUUUCUAGCGUAAACAGAAUCUAUAGCAACGUUAUGUAUGAUUUUAUUUACUUUACAAAUUGCUUUUCCUUUGAAGGCUUUUUAAUAAACACAUGAAACCAAAAAACAA